GAACACACACAGGCAUAGGCACACCUUUCUGUUUGCUAAGAGCAGUUUGCUUGGAUGCUGGAAUUUAACUCUUCCUUAGUGUAUAUCAAGGUCUUCGCUUGGCAAAGAAGCAAAGCUCAGUGCAUUAAGCAGAAGAUCAAAAUCCUCUUAAGAUUCCAUCUGCCUAAAUACCUUACAUACCUGGAAGGUCUCUAUUAUUGCUGCAUCACAUCGCAUCAAUGAGUUUGGCACAUAGGGAGAUGGAGCUUUUCAGUUGGAGGGCUGAGACAGGCAGAAGCUGAGGAAUUGCCUGCAAAUGACAGGGUAACACAUACUGCUCCUGGGCAGCCCUGUCAUUUUGCUUCAGAAAUGCUUGCACAGAGCAUUGCAGAGGCUACAACGUGGUGGGUUUGUGGAUUCCAUCUUUCUCUUUGCUGGAAAUUGGUUGUUUGAGGGAUACUAUACAAGUGAAGCUAUUGACUGUUACAAAACUCCUUUGUAUGUACUUAGUAGGAGGCUGGCAGAGAUCUGCCUUUCUUGCACUGUGCAUUUGCCUCAGCUGUUGGUUUGGUGGUAGAUAACACAGGCUGGGGAUAAAGUGGUCUCCAGAGGAAUAAAACAAAGCAGAAAAACAUCUGGCCAAACUCUCAACUCGUCAUCCUGAACACGGUCUUAGGAGAAUGCAAAUCAGGGGCACAAGCAUUUACAACUAGGGAACAGAGAAUAAACAUUGUAUUGCUGGGUGUGUAAGAGAGAUGCUGCUUGUUACAUUGCUGGGAUAAUGACAGGCUUCACUUGACAGCCCUGUCAUUGUGGUUGGCUCUCAGUUUUGUCCUUUUAGUUCACAGCUCUUGCUGCAAGUUGGAUUAUUUCAGCCUUGUUUAUGGGAUUCAUUGCAGCUGAAAGAUUUAUUUUAAUAAGAAAAGCUUUGCAACCAAAUGAAGCCUCCUGGGAAGUGCACACCCUCUGGUAAUUCAUGUGGCUCUGUGUUAUGUUGCUCUUUUCCAUCAGCAGGCAGGUCUGAAGAUUCCUCUGCCCCAAAACUGGAGCCCCCAACUGCACUAUCCCUCCCUGCCUCUCCCUCUUUUGCUGCUUCCAUGCAGAACUCUGUGCUUUUGGUUUGGCAGGAUCCAUGCUGGUUUUGCCCCUGUACCUGUCAGUACUCUUUUCCCAAGCUGUAGCUUUCCCUGCUACUUUUCCUCUAAAAAAUUAUCCUUGUUUUUACUUUUGGGAGGAGCUGUUCCGUUUUCCUUUGAUGGUAGCAUGGUGCAACAGGUUUCACAUUUAGAGAAGAUGUAGGGAAGUUGCUGGUAAUACAAACAUGGAGCAUUGACAGGUCAUGCAUGUAAGUCCUUGUGCUUUAAUUUGUGUCUUUGUGUCAACAGAGCCUUAAUCCUGGCAUUCCUUUUCAGUGCAUUACGUGUACUUAUAGCAGUGAAAGUAGGGUGGAAGUGACUGCUUUUCCUCCUGCUUCCCAAGUUUAAUGAUUUUCAAAAUGACAAGAAAGGAUGAAGGACACCUCUUUGCAUCAGACCUGAUAUUUGCUCAGUUUUCUGGACUGGUGCUCAGGCCAGAUGUAUUGGGAGGUCUGUCAGUGCAGUGCCUGCAGGCACGGAAAACAAAAAUGUUCAAAUGGAAGGGAUCAGGAACAGCAAAGUGCCUGGCAGAUGUGGCUUGCUCAUUACUGCUUCCCACAAGCCAAUUAAUCUGCCUUUGGGCAGGGCUUUUUUCCACCUGAGUCACCAGCAUUUCUAGGUGAAAUAGGGAUGACUGGAACAGAAGAGCCUUUCUCCCUGACCUGCAUUGAGCACGGCAGGUGCAGAGCUCCUAGAAGCAAAACCUCUUCCAUACCUUCCCCACACAUGGAUGAGCUGCUUGCUUUGGACAGGCUUUGUGGUGGGGCAGAUGGCAGGCUGUGCUGCAGUGGGCAGUGAAGGGAUGCUUCUUGUUUUGAGAAUCAAUACCCAAAAUACCACUGCUUGACCAGAGUCUCUUAGCCUGACUUGUAUGGAGAAUCGCAUUAAAUGCUCAGCACCUGAUGGGGCAGUGUUGGUGCAGCUGCAUGCUGGGGAUCUCUUUCGUGCAGCAAGGCUCUAGGAGCAUAAGGCAGACUGGAGACUGCACAGAAUGAGUGAGAAAAGGGCAGGAAUCUGUGUCCCUUUACUCCCCUUCUGAACCCCAGGGAAGCUGUUCCUCCUUUCUUCCACUGGGCUGUUUUCUUCGGGAGGCUGCAGUGGGUUUGGCCUGAACUUGGCUUCCUUCAGCCAGGAAAUAGCCAAUUCGUGACAGCAGCAACCACAGAGCUCUGCAUCCAUCCCAGCAGGCAGGCAAGAAGAGCCAGUAACCACUGCAGUGCCAAGGGUGGGGGGCAGAGAGAUGGGAAGGCAACCUGAGGUUGCAGUGCUGGGAAGGAUGGAGGGAAGGACAGGGUGCUGUGCUUGCAACCUGCAUAAUGGGAGCAGCUUUUUGUCUUCCUGCCAAACGUUUCCCAGGCUCUGCUGUGAUGGUGCAGCUGUCGGAUCUGAGCCUCAGCCCUACUGCCUGAUCUGACAGGCUCCAGGAAGGCUGCUGCUGCCCCCAAGCUGCUCUCAGCUUCUGUCGGUCAGUAAAGUGUUUGCUGUGAUGCCUGACAAUUGGCAGCAAGUUUUAAUUUUGGGGGGUGUGCAGGAGGCUUUGCUGCAUGCAAGCGCUUAUGGAAUUAUCAUGCAAAUAUCUGAGGCUUGCAAAAAGUAAGUCUGUGUGUUUAGGUUGCAGUUGGGCUGGAUGUGUGAGCAUCCAGGCUAUUGACACAGCUCAUCUGGGGAGCGUGGGAGCUUGCACUGUGAGUGACUAUUUGUGUCUAAUUUCCCACAACUCCCCAUUGAAUAGAAAUAUGUAAGAGUUGAAGUUGGCAGUGAAAUUUCAUAGGGUUCUUACCUGAAUGUGGUUUUAGAAUGUUUCUCCGGAAACAAAUUAAUUGUAAUUUGGGUCUGUUUUGGACAGUAUAAAGGCAUGCUGGGGUUAAUGCAAGCUUUGUUCAUGGUCAAACUAUUUAAUAAUAAUAAUAGCUUCAGUUUCUUGGAAUGUCUUGGAAGUGCCUGGUUCCAUCUGCUGCUGGAGAGGGCACUACACUGGGUGAAGUUCUGGUCUGAUUUAGUCUGGCUGCUCCCAGUACUACUCUUGUUGCAGAGCAUUCAGAUGUUUGUUUAGAUUUUGGUUGAAAGGAUAAUGCCCUCCUCUUUCCUUAAGCACAGCCCUCUCUGGAAUAGGGUAAAUAGAUGGAACAGGCCAAUGUCAGCAUGGAAAAAUGCAAGUGGGGCAAUUGAGUUUCUCUCCAUGAGUGCCAUGGGAAGGGUUAGGUUUUAUUUUUAAGCUCUCAUAUGAGAAUCCCACAUAUAUUUAGCUCUGUUCUACAGAUGGAAUUGUAACAUCACUCAUAAAUGUCCCUUUCCCCUAAAUUUUCCACUUGAUGACUAAUUUGAUUGUAUAGUUAAAUCUGCUAAACACUGCUAACCACAAACAACAGCAAUCUUACAUCAUAAUAAGAGCAGAGAAGUUUGCUGCGUUUUGACAUCUAUUAGCAGCACCUGCACUGUCUCCUGAAUGUCUAGGCAUGUAAUUUUCCUGCAAGUCUUGCAUGAGAAGACUCUUUCAGGUUCAUUUGAUCACCUGCAUGGGUUAUGCUGUUGGGAUUGCUCAGGGGCAGGUGGAGGUGGAACCAUGUGCUUGACCUAAAGCAAUGCCUGAGCCUCUCAGAGCCACGGUGCCUCACGGAGCUGGGUGGUGAAUAAUCCAACUCAAUGUAUUUUACCAACUACAGUGAAUUAAACUGCAUUCUUAGUGAUGGAAUUGUUCUCAGUGAUGGAGUUGUUCACCCAAGUUUUCUGUGUUCAGGUCUGACAGGAAAUCCUGUUCUCCACGUUGCACUGGUCUGGAGCUUUGUUUGUGUUCUAGGUUUCUCUGCCUGCACUGCCCUAAGCUCCCACAUACCCAGUCUUUUGCCAUUAUUACCCUCUUGCUGAGAUAGUUGCUAUUAAGUCCUUGUUUACAAAUCACAGGACAGGGUAAACAUUGUUUUCUAGGUUGUCUCCUGAGACUUGAGCUUAAAGUAAAACCAUAUGAAGAGACAAAGAUCAAAAAACCACUGAAGGCAACAGAAUAAAUUGUCUCGAGCAGACAGCUGGACGAGUGUCAAACAAAGGAAGGAACAGCUGGAUCAAGUAAAGCACAAGGAAAAUUAGUUUCAUCCUCUGGGGAAGGGAGAAAGAUUUGUUUCUAGAGCCCAGAUCUGUGUGGGACCAACCAUAGCCGAUAAAAGUUUUACAUCAAAGUCAGACAGGUCCCAGAGGGAGGGGAAGGAGAGGAGUGGGUGUUUGUAGUAACUGUGCAGGGAGAGUUAUGGAGAGGAAGGAGGUGGAGUGUGAGCGUGGGGGAGAGCAGUGGGGAGGUGGGGAGUUAGGACUUGUAGGUGGAGUAACUGCAGAAUAUGAGCUGCUGUCCACAGCUUUCUGGAUGUAAAUUGAUGAGGUCAUAGUGUUUUCCAGUUAGCAAAAAAAAAAAAAAAAAAAAGUUUUUUAAAAGUCUUCAACUUGUUUUUCAAGAGAGACGGAAACACGGAGAAGCUGAAGGAAUGGAGCAACUAGCAAAACUCCUCCUGUGGCAGCUUUUGCUUCAGCAAAGUUCUGUUGUUUAUUUAUAUUCAGUCCCAGCUGAUGCCUCAAACCCAGACAGUGUUGUAGUGUCAGUGUUAAACAUCAGUGCUACCCGGGGCUCACAGGCUGUCCUGCCAUGCAAGAGUUACCGCAUGAUGUGGACUCAGGACCGUCUGAAUGACCGCCAACGUGUGGUGCACUGGGAUGUGUACAGCACCUACUAUGGAGAUAACAAGAUGGAGAGGCUGUGUGACAUGUACUCAGCAGGAGAGCAGCGUGUCUACAGCUCCUACAACCAAGGGAGGAUAUUAAUGCCCCAGAAUGCAUUUACAGAUGGCAACUUUUCACUGGUGAUCAAAGAUGUUGCAGAGAGUGAUGCAGGUAUAUAUUCCUGUAAUCUUCACCAUCACUACUGCCACUUGUAUGAAACUGUGAAAAUUCAACUAGAUAUCACCAAGAAAGCCAAAGCAGCAAAAGAAUAUUGGGAUGGAGAGAAAGCUGUGAUUGUUGCUUUGGAAGGCAGUACUGUGAUGCUCCCCUGUAUCAACCGGAACCACAUCUGGACCGAACGGCACAGUGAAGAGGAGCAGCAAGUGGUCCAUUGGGACAGGCAGCCCCCAGGGGUUCCCCACGACCGUGCUGACCGCCUCAUUGACCUGUAUGCCUCUGGUGAGCGCCGCUCUUACGGGCCUCUCUUCAUUCGGCAGAAGAUGAACAUCACAGACACAGCCUUUGCCCUGGGUGACUUUUCCCUGAGAAUUUCUGAGCUGGAAAAUGCAGAUGAAGGCACUUAUUCCUGCCAUCUGCACCAUCAUUACUGUGGCCUGCAUGAGCGCAGGAUCUACCAGGUCUUUGUGACAGAGCCAGUGAGAGAGAAGAAGGUGGUGAACCUCACUACUCACAACACUGCCCCGGCCAUAGAUCCAAAUGUUGUCAGGGGGCACAAUGUGAUAAACGUCAUCAUCCCUGAGAGCCGCAUCCACUUCUUCCAGCAGCUGGGCUACGUCCUGGCAACGCUGCUGCUCUUCAUUGUCCUGCUCAUCAUCGUUGUCUUCAUCACCCGCAAGCGCAGGCAGAGAGGUUAUGAAUACAACGUGAAGAAAUAUGGAGAGAAGGAUGUAAAUCUCAAAGAAUUUACGGUCGACACAACAGAUCUGACUCAGUACAAAAGUGAAGACAUCAGGCUGGAUUACAAAAACAACAUCCUGAAGGAGAAGGCUGAGCAAGCCAGAAGUUUCCCAGCAAAGAACAUUGAUUUAGACAAAGAUUUCAGGAAGGAAUAUUGUAAAUGAAGACAUUCCCAAGCUGCUGGCUGGACCAGAAGCUUCAAUCAAAGAUAGAUGGAAAGGAGAUGCCUUUCAUAAUACCACGUCCCUCCAGUUACCAUACAUUUUUCAUGUAGAGUUUCUCCCCAGUAAGCAUGAGGGUAUUUGCAAAUGCUUUCUGAAAGAGUUAGGCCAUCUGUCUCGUGUGCAUUUAUGAUGGGUUUGGGUUUACUUUUCUUCUAUUGUUCUCCCAGUCCUCCCUCCCAUUUUCUUUCUGAUAUUAUUGUUGUUUUUAUGCAUCAAUGAUUUUUACGAGCUGAAUCAGCAGACCUUUUGCUUUGAUGUUACUGCUUUAAAUAAACCAACCUGCAACACCAA
Molecule: messenger RNA, 6253 nt
Organism: Phasianus colchicus (ring-necked pheasant)
Lineage: Eukaryota; Metazoa; Chordata; Aves; Galliformes; Phasianidae
Gene: MXRA8
Product: matrix remodeling associated 8
Biological process (GO): cell adhesion; cell differentiation
Cellular component (GO): cell surface; membrane
Source: RefSeq, a predicted model, not a curated record